AAAAGAGAGACGCAAAAGCAAAAGUAUCGUGUAGCGUGAUAGCAGUGUCAAGAAGGAUGAUGAGAUCAGGACCGGACGAUUUCUCUUCCGGUUGGUAGAAGUUGAUUGCACACAGGAGGAAAGGCCCCUGCCUAAAAUUCGAACCACGUCCACCGCACCCACGGCAAUAUGACGGUCGCGGUCGAGGCAGAAGAGCUCCUUCGGGACCUGUCCCGCACGCAGAUCUCCGAGUUGCAUGACCGGUAUGACAGGUGUGAGGAGCAGCUGGCCGAAAUGCGGGAGAAGGCGAGGGAUAGCAUGGUAGCGAGGAAAAAGUACAUCGAGGUAAGUACGCGAAUACUAAGUAGAAAGAAGACAGAGUAGCUUUUUGUCGUGCAGAACUACUUUUUUUUACCUCAAUCACAGUUUAUCUUUUCGUACAAAAGCUGUAAUUGUACUUGCUUAUGUGCGAUCAUUUUUUCCAUUUGUCGGCUAAGAGGCAAAGAAGUUUCCCACUACACGCAAUUUAUCAGAACCUGAGCGACCGGCUUCUGGAUAAGAGCGAAAAGCUCACGGAGCUGCGAGCGGCGCAGACUGCUGGGGGCGGGUUGGCAGGUAUAAUAGAUAGAGCGGUCGCGGUUUUUGUCAUGCUGAAUGCCAACUUGCAAUUGCAUUUUGCUUGUCCUGCAAAAAUAAUGCGUACGUUCUUACACGCAAUCCGAGUUGUAUCAAAAAAUUUCAAUUUCUCGUCAUAUCCCAGAAGCCUCCGAGAACAACAACAAGCACCUGAACGACCUGACCCGCGCGGCCUCCAUGCAGACCCUCCUCCGCAGUGAAAUCCUGCGCUACGAGCGCACCACCGACACGGCCGACGCGCAUUCCCGGGAGAACUUGCGGCUCGUGCGGGAACUGUUCCAACACAGUCUGAGUCUGCACGACCAGCUGAAGAACGAACUGGAAAGAGCGGCGGAGAAAGAGGAGCAAUGGAAGCAAGAAAAACUAUUUCUGGAGCAGGAAUUCGAGAAACAGAAGGAAAACAACCGGAAAUUGGUCAAAGAGCUGCAGAAUGCUUGCGAGGAAGUGGCGGACCUGGAGAAGAAAUCGUGUGAGACCGGGGAGGAGAUGCACGAGAAAUUCACGAAGUUUUCCGAGCAGAACGUGCAUAUGCUGUGCAAAAGUAUCGUACUCGGACCAAUCGCAGUCCUGCAUGACAGAUCUGCUUUCUUACCUAAUUUUGCAUUUACAAAUUCCAGGUUUCAUCUUGAAGAAAUUUGUCAUGCGAUUUAUACUAGUGCGACGCUUUUGCAAUGCAUAGUGCAGCAACUGGAGCAAUUGGAAGAAAAGUAUGUGCAGAAACUGACCGACUUGAAUGAGGAUUGGCAGUUGGAAAUGAAAAAAGAAAAGCAGGACCGCGCGCGGGAAGUCAGUGAAAUUCUAAGUGAAAAACAGCAAAAAAUCGCCGAACAGGAGGCGCACUGGACCCGGGAAUUUCAUACUCUGCAGACAAAACUGCAAAGUCAAAAGAAGGACCACGCGAGAACCCGGGAGGAACUGAAAAGCAGUAAGGAAAGGGAGAAAGAGCUGAAGAAGCAAGUCGAAGAGCUGAAGCAGAUAGGAAACACGCUUGAGGAAAAAUUAUCAACAGCUCGAAAAGAGUCGCAGUUGUUCAAAAAACACGCACAAGACUGGCGGAACCGCGUGGAGAGUUUACAAGCUGUCGGGGGGUACGGGAAACGUGGGGAGCGGAACGCGGAUCAGUUUUUACUGGUGCAGAAGCAAGUCAGGGAUUUGCGGGAGGAGUUGCACUUGCAUCAAGCAGUCAGAGACAUUACCCUACAGGAAUACCAGCUGAAAUCGAUUCGGGAUGCGGCUACGGCGGUGCCGGCGUACCCUGCCUUGGGGGUGGAACCAUCAGCAUGUGCAGCUGGCUUUAGUACCACCACUUCUGCCAACGAUAAUUUAUUCAAUAUCGCCGAUAGUACCACGACGCCAAUCGUCGCCGCGGCACCGACGUCGCCUGUGACAGCACGGACGAAUUUGCUCAAAUCAGGACCGGUCUACGUGCCAGGGCAGCAGUCCCAGUCCUCGCAGAUGAUUACUACACCUGCGACCUCCGGAGCAUUACCUUUACCGGUGCCGAGUGCUACAACUGCUGCUUCUGUCGGUGAGGCGACCGGGUAUAGAGACCAGUUUUUGGACCCACUAUUAACCUAUUGCGCGAAGAACGAAUUGCGGCAGGAAGAAGAGCAAGUCGUCGCAUCAUCUUCUGCUGCUGAACCACAAGAAGGGCGAGGGCCGACGACGACGAGCGGCAAAACAUUAAAGCACGAAGACGAAACGUCGUCGCUCGAACACAAAUUGAACGUUGUUUCCACAGGGAAGGAGGUUUUGGAGCUGCGCGAAAACAUUCUGGAGCUGGAGAUGCAGAAACUGAGGCAGGAAGUCGUGGAAAUGAAGAGAACAGCAAAUGCAAAUAACAGCGGCGGCGUGCCGCAGCGUCCACCACUUGUGCCUCCUGUUGCUGAAGUGCUAGACGAUCCGCUGCCAACAAGCAGGAGUGCACGACCCCCUGCCUCACCGAGUGGCGCUGCAAGGGAUGAGCAACCAGGUGGACAUUUGCUUCCAACAGGAAGUUCUUCAAAAACGACGUCGAAGCCGCCAGUAGACAUAUCCGGUUGGAAAGCCUACAUGUCUCCACCCGGGUUUAUCGGCUUCCCGAACUGCGAUCCGUCAAAGUCCUCUGCUUCACCGGGACAAGACGACCCGACAAGUACUUCUGCGGAUCCACAAGUUGCAGCUCUGCAGCGGGAGCUGGCUGCGAAAAAUGCAGAGUUGCAAGCAUUGCGCGAAGGAGCGUCGAAAGAACGGACAAAGGUGAAAGUCGGCACGGGCGCUUCCGCGCCAUCCUCAUCUAGACGCCCAGCAAGCAGUACUGGGAGUGCGGGUGCUGCUGUUUCACAGCCACUGUCCCGCAUACCCGGAGCCACACAGCAAAUGACGAGCGAGCUGUCCAAUUUUCUGGGACAUGAUGUUCAUGGGUCGUCCUCUCCGCGAGGAUAUAUCCCUCGUGCAAGUUCGCCGCCAGCACUGAGCGCGACAACGCCGGCGACGACGAUCCAACAGUCGCAGCUUUUCAGGCCGAACACCGGGACAACUACAACAGCGAUCACGACGAUGAUUGGAAGGAAAGAAACCUACAACCUGGACACGCCGGCGCUCUUCCGUCCGCCGGGAAGAGGAGCAGGACCACAUCAAACAGGUUCAAACCCAGUACAACCGACGUUGAGCAGUACUAGUAGACCCCCGGUCUGGGCGAGAAAGACCGCGAGCUCGCGCUCGAAGCAGACCUCAAAGCACUCGAACGUGGAUCCAUUAGACGUGGUCGUCGCCGCGGGGGGAGCUGCGAACAGUAGCAAGAAAACCACUGCUGCUGGUGCAGUGACUCAAAGUAGAACUGUUGCUCUUGGUGCAGCUCCCUCUCCGAAUGGGACGACCGCUGGACAAGAACUUCAGCAGGUUUACUUCCCGCCCGGUCCCUCCGCCGUGGACGACCUCGCGUCCUCCGCGUCUGCGCAGGCAAGGCAAGGUUCGAAAUUAUCCUCUCCCGCCGGCCCGGGCACGAAUGCCGCCCGCGCGGUGAUGUACCGGCUGCAGGGCCCGGAUGAGUUACUGCAGCAGCUGGACGGGGGGGGACGUGCUGGGACUACAACUACACGAAGUUUGUCUCCACGACAACACACUGCUCAUCAACGUGGGAAUUCCAAUCCGCCACCGGCUGGAGGAACAUCAAAGCCCAGACUAUCUUCCACCAUCGGACUGAUGCCCAUGCACCGGAACAGGUUCGUUGCUGCAGAAAACAGUAGCGGCUCCGCAAUUGGAACCAAGAUGCGACGCUCGUGGGAGGGGCCCGUUGCACCGUCUGCAACGAGCAGUCCCCGCCUGCAAUACGACACGAAGCUCGGUGCAACCGUGAUCGUUGCAGACAUGCGGUCUAGCGGAACAAUAUCUGGUGCCAGUGCCUCCUCCCGCCCCCGUGCGGGAAGCCAUGGCGCGAACAUGGAGAAGCAGCCUGCGUUCGUCUCUCAUUCCGCGCGGCUCAUCCCUCGCACGUCAGCCACAAUUGCGCAGCUGCAGGGGAUAAACAGAAGGGCGCACAACAAUAAUCCGAAUUCAAGCAGCCGAUACAACAACUCUUCGGCCAGAGACGAUGCUGGAGCUCCUGCUGCUGGCGGAGCAAGUACCUCAUCUAGAGUACCGGCGGGGACGCACAUUCGCCUGCCAGUGCCCCUGUCUGCCGCAACGACGCCGCUUGGUACUUCUAUGGGCGCUGGUCAACAUCUUUCAGCAGUGCCUACGUCUUAUCCUGUGCACCAAACGUAUCGUACUCGUAUGGAUGCAACUCUUGCAUUACAAAUCUCAUUCUCAAAGCAAAUCAGCAUGACAAAUUUCAUUUCUCAUGCGGAGGAACUUUGUAAUGCAAUUACCACUAGUACGAUAGUACAAAACUUUUGCAAUUCAUACGUCUGCGCGAGAGUCCGCCCUCCGCGAUUCGCUGAACGAAGAAAAGUGGAAGUAUCGGGUGCAAAGGCAGGAGUUGCGACAAUUGCAGGAGGAGCUGGCACGACGCGACCGCUUUCAGCACAGGCUUGGAAGGGAGGUGCAGCGGAGGCCGUAUUGUUCCGAAGAGGACGAACUAUCGUGAGAAUGAGGAAGGAUAUUGUAGACUUUUGUGCGUCGAAAUCUAAAUCAAUUUACCAAAAAGGGCAAGAACACGCAGCUCAUUCGGUCAACGAUUAUGUCACCGUCACCAGGUGCUCGCUUUGACGCCUGUACAUCGCAGAGGCACAUACGUUGUAUUUUUUUACGUUGUAUUUUUUUCAAACUUCCGGAAGAUGCAACCGACGGGCGUUCUUGAG
Amoebophrya sp. A120 is the source of this 4895-nucleotide messenger RNA. Lineage: Eukaryota; Dinophyceae; Syndiniales; Amoebophryaceae. The record is from the annotation of a GenBank genome assembly.